GAGAACUACUUUUUUUUUUGUCUUAAACAAAUCAACGUCCCUUUAUUUUAACAAUUUGUUCAUUCCUUUCCUGAUGAAAACAGUUUGUUCAUUAUCGUCCUUAUAGUAUUUAGAAAAUAGAAAUUUUAUAUGGAUCUGUUGCAUAAGAGCGGCUUUCUUUCUCUACCGCCGUCUCCCUCCCUAAACCACCGACCGUCUCAGACAAACUGCGGCACGUUUUACAUCCCAGAUAGAAGUUUGCUCUCCUUUUCUUCUGCAUCACCUUCGUCUACUUUUUCUUGGGCUCAAGGUGACGCUAUGCAUUGGAUGUUUCGCUCCUAUAUCGAGCUCUGGAUGGAUGGUAAUGCUUUCAAGAUACGAUUUUCUUAAAUUAAUUAAUUAGUUUUAUCAAG
Messenger RNA from Rubroshorea leprosula, 392 nucleotides. NCBI's taxonomy places the organism in Eukaryota, Viridiplantae, Streptophyta, Magnoliopsida, Malvales, Dipterocarpaceae. The record is from the annotation of a GenBank genome assembly.